CUACUUUGUGCGCGUUCUCUAUCUACCAAUCAAAUCACAGUCACGGAGCAAAGCUCUCUUCUUCUCCGUCACUGCAUCUGCCACACUCAUUUUCUCCUCUCUAGGGUUUAUCGGCAUUUCAUCUCAACCUCUCUUCUUCUCAAAAUGCCGUCUCCACAGCUUCGGGAAUCCAACCGCUAGUGCACCUGCUUUUGCCGAUGUGCAAUGAAUAUCUUAUUUGCUGCCGUUCCAGAAAUGUUGAAUUCUGAACUGAGGUAAGAUGAGUAGGACUGAAUUAUCGAGGACGAAGUCAUCGCCGGUUCCAUUGGGAACUCUAAUUGGCCGUGAGAUUCGAAAUGGAAAAGUUGAAAAACCUUUCGUGAAGUAUGGACAAGCUGGAUUGGCCAAGAAAGGAGAAGAUUACUUUCUGAUCAAGACGGAUUGCCUCAGGGUUCCGGGGGAUGCAUCAACGGCGUUUUCUGUCUUUGCGAUCUUUGAUGGGCAUAACGGGAUAUCUGCUGCUAUUUUUGCAAAGGAAAACUUGCUAAAUAAUGUUUUGAGUGCAAUACCCAAUAUUAGCAGGGAUGCCUGGCUUCAGGCCCUUCCGCGCGCCCUGGUUGUUGGCUUUGUGAAGACUGACAUAGAGUUUCAGCAAAAGGGGGAAACUUCCGGAACGACAGCUACAUUUGUUUUAGUUGAUGGAUGGACUAUAACUGUCGCAUCUGUUGGGGAUUCACGCUGCAUAUUAGAUACUCAGGGAGGUGUUGUUUCUCUCUUGACAGUUGAUCACAGAUUGGAAGAGAAUGCGGAGGAAAGGGAGCGUGUGACUGCCAGUGGUGGUGAAGUAGGAAGACUCAAUGUAUUUGGAGGCAACGAGGUUGGGCCUCUUCGCUGUUGGCCUGGUGGAUUGUGCCUAUCUAGAUCAAUUGGUGACACAGACGUUGGGGAAUUUAUUGUGCCAAUACCACAUGUUAAGCAAGUGAAGCUUUCAAAUGCUGGUGGAAGACUUAUUAUAGCCUCUGAUGGUAUUUGGGAUGCUUUAUCAUCUGAUAUGGCUGCCCAGUCGUGUCGGGGUCUGCCUGCAGAGCUUGCUGCAAAACUAGUGGUUAAGGAAGCUCUGAGGUCAAGAGGCCUGAAGGAUGAUACAACCUGCCUUGUUGUAGAUAUUAUUCCUUCGGACCUUCCUGUAUUACCACCAACUCCAAGAAAGAAACAUAAUAUGCUAACUUCGCUUCUCUUUUUUGGGAAAAAGUCUGAGAACACAGUGAGCAAAGCUACCAAUAAGCUUUCUGCAGUUGGUGUUGUGGAGGAGUUAUUUGAAGAGGGUUCUGCAAUGCUUACUGAAAGGCUGGGUAAGGAUUUUCCGCUUAAUAAGAAUUCUGGCAUUUUCCGCUGUGCGGUUUGCCAAGUAGACCAACCCCCUGGUGAUGGUUUGUCGGUGAAUUCUGGACCUUUUUUCUCUCCUGCAUCUAACCCAUGGGAAGGCCCAUUCCUCUGCACAAAUUGUCGGAAGAAGAAAGAUGCCAUGGAAGGAAAAAGGCCCAGCAGAACCACCGUUAUAGCAUAGUAAUUAUCUAGUAUUACAGUAACAUAGUAAAUAUUAGUAUAAUUUUUCUCUGGCAGUGUGAGCAUGGUUGAUUUUAUAUUUGCGGUGAUUGUCAUAGAUGUGUAAGAAAUGGGUUGAGAAUGUCUAGUAGGUGUUGUGGAGCUUGCUGUAAGUUUGAUUCUGGCUUUUGCUCAGCUGUUGGACUGACUGACAGAACAAACAAUUUGUCUCUGGUAGAUAAAAAAUUGUAGUGGAAUGUGCUACUAACGGUUUGUAUUUGUAAGUAACUGAAGCUUUUGUGGCUGCCUCUCUUUUGAGAGUACUUCAAUGCUACAGCCCAAAUGCAUUUGUCUCUUCCAACCUGUGUUAUACAAAUACAAUAUAUAUCAAUUGUAUCCGAA
Molecule: messenger RNA, 1926 nt
Organism: Vigna unguiculata (cowpea)
Lineage: Eukaryota; Viridiplantae; Streptophyta; Magnoliopsida; Fabales; Fabaceae
Product: putative protein phosphatase 2C 5
Biological process (GO): protein dephosphorylation
Molecular function (GO): protein serine/threonine phosphatase activity
Source: RefSeq, a predicted model, not a curated record